This is a messenger RNA of Trypanosoma cruzi, 441 nucleotides long. RefSeq lists its product as uncharacterized. The record is from RefSeq and is a predicted model, not a curated record. The coding region runs from base 1 to 441 and encodes 146 amino acids. Lineage: Eukaryota; Euglenozoa; Kinetoplastea; Trypanosomatida; Trypanosomatidae. The transcript has a single exon.
AUGGCCCCGCCCAAAGCGCCGCUUCCGGCCCGCCUGAUUGCCGGGGACUUUCUCGGCUUUAACUGGAACAAAGUGACGUGGAUGGCACCGUACAACAACUUUUACCCCAUCACAGUCUGCGGCGGUCUUGGCGGGCGUUUGUGGUCGUCGUUUAUUCAGUACGGCCACUUCCACAACCGUACGGGCUACAACGUUGUGCGCAACGGGUUUCUUGCCAUUCCGUCGGCCCUAGCCGCCUUUUUCAUGAUUUUUAAUGCCGACUGGUACCAGGCGCUAGCGUCCGCAUGCUUCGUACUGAGGCAGGAUGUGCCGACGUGGGCGCAGGAGAAGUACGCGAAGGAGAUGGUGUACCUUUCAUGGAACAAACCCGGUGCAAUGGCGAAGCACCAUUACGCCGGCACCGUCUCAAUUCCUGGCACGGAGAAACUCAUUAAGGAUUAG